This is a messenger RNA of Chaetomium fimeti, 1824 nucleotides long. RefSeq names its product major facilitator superfamily domain-containing protein. The record is from RefSeq and is a predicted model, not a curated record. Gene Ontology annotation, cellular component: membrane. Gene Ontology annotation, molecular function: transmembrane transporter activity. Gene Ontology annotation, biological process: transmembrane transport. Bases 215 to 1594 code for a protein of 459 amino acids. The transcript has 3 exons. Lineage: Eukaryota; Fungi; Ascomycota; Sordariomycetes; Sordariales; Chaetomiaceae.
AUUCGCUGCAACCAGAUGCCCAGGACCGCGAGCCGCGGAUGGGUAUGGUCGUAUGUGAAACUUCGAGCUGAUUGUUUAACUUAAAUAACUACCUACUUCGGCACUGCCGCCCUCGAGCUCGAGCUGCGUGCCGUGACACCAAUUUUUUCCAAGACACCACACACGACUUCUCGCCAUUCAUCAUUCCGUUACCAAUCACAAACACCAGGCCGUCAUGAGCUGCCCUGCCGUUGAACUAGGUAACCGGAACCGUGUAUCCACCAGAUCAGCAGCUGUCGUUCAAGGGAUCAAUAUUCCUGAUAGAAGCAACACUCAUACUGGAACACCUCAUGAAUUUAGGCUACCUCCUACGGACACAGGCAAGGAUGCGUGGCUCUUUCUUGCCGCAUGCUGGGCCGUGGAAGCACUGGUGUGGGGCUUCGGUUUCUCCUUCGGAGUCUUUCAGGACUAUUACUCUUCUCACCUCCCUUUCCAAGACGACGGCAAUAUCGCGGUAGUCGGCACCACCACCCUAGGUGUCAUGUACAUUACCACGCCAUUUGUUAUCGCCCUCUGCCGACUACGCCCGCGUUGGGCGCGCUGGUUCACCCUCGCCGGGCUAGUCUCCGCCUCCCUUACCAUGGCGCUGAGCUCGUUGUGCACCACAGUUGCCCAGCUCAUCGCCACCCAGGGCGUUCUUUUCGGCAUCGGCGGGUGCUUUGCCUAUUGCCCCAGCAUCCUUUACAUCGACGAGUGGUUCUCCCGGCGCAAGGGCAUGGCCUACGGCAUCAUGUGGAGCGCGGCCGGUGUCGGCGGGGUUGUCCUGCCGCUGCUGCUCGAGUUCCUCCUGACGACUUACGGUUUCCGAACGGCGCUGCGGGUCUGGGCCGUGGUUCUGUUCUUGCUCUCCUUCCCGCUGUCCUUCCUAGUCAGGCCUAGACUGCCGAUACCGCCGGCGGCAACGGCCGGGCACCGCUCCAAUCUGCGUUGUGUCCUGUCCACACGGUUUCUGUUACACCAGUUUGCCAACAUUGUUCAGGCGACGGGGUACUUCUUGCCCGGUGUCUACCUUCCCUCCUACGUCCGUGCCGCUUUUGGCGUGUCCACCAUGCUGUCGGCCUUGACCGUACUGCUUGUCAAUGUGGCCGCUGCCGUGGGUUCCGUCGUUAUGGGUUGGAUGACGGACAGACUGAGGGUUACAACAUGCCUUGUGUUGUCAGGGGUCGGGGCCAGUGUUGCAGCGCUGGUGCUAUGGGGGUUAGCGUCGACGUUGGCGGGGGUGUAUGCGUUUUGUGUGGCUUAUGGUCUCUUUGCUGGCUGUUACACCUCUAUCUGGCCAGGCAUCAUGCGGGAGAUUGCGCGUCCGGCGGAAUCGGAAGAGCACAUCCACGCAUAUAUUGACCCAUCCUUACUUUUUGGGUUAUUAUGUGCUGGUAGGGGAAUUGGAAAUGUGGUUUCUGGUCCCUUAAGCGACUUGUUGAUCCGCGAUCGUUCGUGGCUGGGUCAGGCAACGGGGGGUUACGGGAGCGGUUACGGGAGCUUGAUUGUGUACACGGGGGUCACGGCGGCUGUUGGUGGGAGUGCGUUCUUUUGGAGGCGAAUUGGGGUGGUCUAGAAGUAAAAGAUGAAACACCUGGCUGGCACUCUGCGGCGGUGUCUCUGUGAGACGCGGUCAAGACUUGGAUGGGAUAUCCACGGAGGCAGCAACUGGUCAACCGUACGCUGCGCGCCAAACCUAGUACUGCCUCAAGGGUCUGGUCGGUCGGUUAAACGGCUCAUCGAAAUAGAUUAUUCUGCCUAGGUACUGCUCUACUGCUUGGAGUCUUCCACACGGUUUCAACCAAC